ACAAGACCACUAGAAAAAUAGUCUGCAACAAUGUAGAGGCAGACAGUGCUUUGACUUACAAGACUUAAAACUUUUUUGUUGCUUUUUUUUGUUGUUUUUUGGCUUUUUUUUAAACCAUAGAUUACUUAUUUCCAAACCACUGUCACCUUCAUAAAUGUUUGGAAAAGUCUUCUUUGGUGUCUUUGGGAAGAUGAUAAAUACUGAGUCUUGAUCAGUCUGUUUUUGACCAGAUGCAGCUGACUGGUCCAGACACCUYCAAGCUUUGGGAGGGGAUCUGGCAUCUGGAGAAGUCAUGAUUCUGUAGAGAUCCUUUAGAGAAGGAAUUUGGGUCCUUUAGAGUAGUCAGGGAAUGAGGGCCCCAAACUCACUGGCCAGCUGGGAUUGUUUUGAAGUGUGUAUAUUCUGAUGACGGAAUUUGAGGUUUUAAUGUUAGGGAUUUUGUUUUCUCUUUUUUCCUUUUUUUCUUGUUUUUCUGGAUUGUCUUGUUUUGUUUUGUUCUUUUAAAUUCCUGUGGAGACAAUUCCAUUCCAGCCUUGUUUUAAUAAGCAGAAUUUUUUGGAUCAGGCCUAAUUCCCUUGUGCUGUUCUGUAUGGCAGUAUGGACAGUGUGCCCUGCUGCUCAUAGAAUCAUUAAGGUUGGAAAAGACCUUCAAGAUCAUCAAGUCCAACCAUUAACCAUGUUAAUGUCAAUCAUGUUGUGGUUUCUCCAGUGUUGAAUAUACUGUGCCAACAGGGAAUUUAAAAGUGGUGCUAAAUGGUUUGGAAGACCUUUUCCUAGAACUUGGUUGUUGAAGUUACUGCUCCUCAUAAAGAGURUGCAUAUGGUGUACUAUCUUCCAGUCCAGCUGUCAACUCUUUUCCUGAUUUCUGUUGUUGUUGUUUGUUCUUGAGGACUGGAGCAGAGGGAAAGGGGAAGUGGUUUUCUUAGCAUUCAUUCAACAGAGCAGUGUUCUUAUUAUCCUGGCUUUGUAAGGUCAUAAACAUUGAACAACACUGGUAGCUUUUAAGGGGUCUGCAGUUGUGGACUUGGAUAAAUUAAUUAGUCAUGAACCUGCGUCAGUUGGCUAAUUUCUGCCAAUGUUGAUUUUACAAAACCUUUGUAGCAUGGAAUAACUGAUGAAGAAUAAUUCUUAGCUGCGUAAGUAGUAUUCAAAUCAAAACAAAAAUAAUAUUUUAGUUGAAAAAUGUUGUGAAGCUAUGCAUCUUGGACCUGGGAGCUGUGACUUAAACGCAUAAGCUUCUGCUUUCAUUUCAUCGACCAUUUUAGAUUUGCUGUUCCAUGAGAACUAAAAGAAAAUAUUUGUGUCUUUCCCUUUUAUAUGCAUUUGCUUAAUCCUUUCCCUAAACUGGUAAUUUCUCUCRGCUUGUUUGGUUUCUGAAGCUAGUUUUUCAGUCUUAUUCUAGUUUAUUAGACUUACCUAGAAAGUGAGGAGGAAACAGCUUAUUAAGGUGGGCUUGUCUUCGGAGAACAUUUUAGGGAACCCUUUCUAAAACAGAAAUUGCCAAGCRUCUCCACUUAAUUGAGUGACUCAUGGCUCAUGAGUGCAGUAAACUUGAAUGUUUUGCAAAUGGGAGCUCGUUUCCUCCAGGUCUGCGUUCAGGGUUGGUAAAUGUUCCUGAGGUUGCAUGCUUGAGCUCUGACGCAUAGUCAAGAAUAAUAAAUCAGCUUUUCUGAGAAUCUGUCUUCKUAUUGCAAGUUCAGCCACAAAAUAAGCUUUUGCAUUUUUUGCAAUUAUUGGGAUUUAUGCCUUCCUGCCCAAGAGCUGAAUUUGACCACCUAUAAUUUUUCUCAUUUUGAGCAGUUUAGUUUUUCUGGUUUUCAGAAAUGCAGCAAACUAGAUCUGCACUAGUGUAUUCAGUUUCUGUUUUCAAGUAAGAUGAAAUUCAUUUUGUAGUGAAAAAAAUCUAUUCUAGUGUUCAUCUUGGAAAUCUAAAUUCAGAUGAACAGACCAAGUUAGUGAGCUCCACUAGAUACUGGGUAGACAUUUUCUUCCUGCUGUAUAUUUUGGCCUUAUGUUGAGRAGUUUGAUUUAUUAUUAAAUUAUUUGUGUAUGCAGACUUUAAUCUGUAUGUAUUUUAUUUUGAUGUAUUAGGAUUUGUAAAUAUUACUGAUUUUUAAAUAUUAUUUAUGCACAUACUUAAAGGACUGGUCUAUCCAGAAAAGCAAUUGCUAAAUAAUAAAYGUUACUUUUUAGAAAUAAAUUACAAGAUCAUGAAAUUGUAUAUCCCUCAGGGUUAUUUUUAAAGGUUUUUUUUCCUUUCCCUUCAGAUUCAAUUAGCAGUAACUCUAGUGUCAUGUAUUAUAGAACUAAAUCUACUGUAAAAAGGAAAUGCUGCAAAUAAUGCUUGAAUAGAAGCGGCUAAAAAAACCCACAGAACUGACUGUCCAUAUUCRUCGUAACUUUAAAUUGGAAACUCUUACUGUUGCACUUUUUAAAAGUUGUUGGAUUUUUAAUUCUAUUUAUUUUUUUUCUUUCUUCAUGAAGGUUGUGCUGAACAGUCAUCCCAAAUUGGGUAAAUGAUCCUGUACUGUAUAUGUGUAUGCAGUAUAAUACUAAUAAGCAGAUGUGGAGUCCUUUUUAUGCUGCAAAUUUUUAAUGCUUAUGUUGGUCAUCACAAAAUGAGAGAGCUCAAGUCCUGUASGAUUUCUCCCAUGAAAUUCUGAAUUGUAAACUUAGGGUUUUGUAUGUCUAAGGGAAAGCUGUGGGUUUUUGACAAUUUUUAGAGUCUUGAAUAUGUUGAUUUUAUAUACAGUAAAGCUUCAGGUUUUUAAAACUAUUUUCAACAAACUGCAGCUUGUUUAAUAAUUAUGUAAACCAGAAACUACUUAGUUUGUCAUGAAUUCCUCAAGCCUAACACAGAUUAAAAUGUUCAUCAUUAAAGCGCUCUCUAGAAGCUCAGCUUCGUUUUUAUUUUUAGAUCUGAAAUGAUACUACAUCUUUGUAUUUAAAAUAUGUAUUGCUGCUCUAGAAUGGUACCCUGUUGUCAAGAGGCAUACAUAACUGUACAAUAGAAUUGUAAAUAGACUUGUAAAUCAUUUUUGUGACUGAAGCUCUUUGAGAAUAAAAUUAAAAUGAAUGGAUAUUUUAACUCUUCUCAUUAGUUUCAUGAAAUUGUUCUUAAUUUUUCUUUAUAAAAUUAGAUGCAAAGCUUGUUGAAGAACACAUAUUUGUUCUGUGUCCUUGAUGUGAGGGAUACCUUGUUCAGCACCGCUGUGUUUUUGCAGAUGGGGUGGGAAGGGUGGAUGCUGUGUUAGUGUUCUGCAGUGGGAUCAGACUGACUGCAGCUUUACCUGGUGCCUUAUGAGAGCCAUUCUAAGGCCAGACCUUGUACAUGUGAUAGCAACUUGUUCCACCCUCGGUUAUUCAGAUAUUCCUUCUGUUUUGACACGAGGGAGGCRUGAUCUGAGCUGUCACCAUUGUCAUGGUCAUCUUCAGAAAAAGCACGUGCAAAUGAAGAUGUCUUUUCUGCCCUGUGGCUCACCUUCCAGUGAAUAUGGAAUGCCCAGUCAUGGCCAAAGCACAUUAUUUUAAACUUGAAGACAAGAUACUUAAAAUACCUUUUACUUAAUAACAAAAACUUACUCUUUAAAUUUUAGGCUUCUAUUUUUAAAACUUGGCUUUUCUGUUUCAGAUAUUUCAGGAUUUAGGUUUUGUUGGCCUGCCACUCCAGAAGACUUUAAGGACAAACGGGAACCAAAUAUGUCAACCUUAGCCAAAGCAUUAAGUAAAAAAACCCUUCAUUUUUUACUGAAACUGCUUUGAUUCCAAUCCUGCAAGGAAAUAUAAGUCAGARCACCUUUGUGAAGCUGAUGUUUCUGGCACUUCAACAAGGAUGUUGGUGUUUCAUUUGUCAGUGAUGAUCAAGCUUUUCUUCCASUUGGAGGCAUCUGUUUGUCCUGAGAAGUGCGACUGCUCUUCAAAAAAUGCAAUUUAUUGCUCUGGCCCCCACAUAAAAGACCUGGAAUCAUUAAAUCUGCCUUGCAACAUGACAGCAAUUCACAUAACAAAUGCUAAUGUAUCGUACCUGCMGGAUGUUUUUGCGAGGAUGGGGGACCUGCAGCAUCUCAUCCUGUCUUCAAACAACAUUGCUGUGGUUUCACCAAUGGCUUUUAAAGGCUUGGGAAGGCUGAAAGUCCUCAAACUGCUAGAUAAUAAACUGGCUGAACUUCCUCCAGAAGCAUUGGAUGACAUGGUACAGCUUCAACAACUGAUCAUUGAAAAUAACAGGUUGCAAUCCAUCGAGGAAAAUCAGUUUGACAGACUGGCUAGUUUGCAGGAGCUUUACUUGAAUAAAAACCAACUAACUGCACUUCCCAGUGGUGUGCUGAAGAAACUCACCAAACUCAGAGUACUGAACUUGUCAAGAAAUUACUUAUUAGCACUGCCUAGGAAUAUAUUUAGUGCAUUAGCCAGGCUUGAGAGACUGAUGCUGUAUAUUAACAGGCUGUCUUCAAUAGAGUCUGGUGUGUUUGAUAGCCUGAAGGAGCUGCAGGAGCUUUUCCUGCAUUCCAAUAACAUCCAUUCCAUUGCCCCUGAUGCAUUUCAUUGUCUUGGUAAACUGAGAACCCUGACACUGUCCAGAAACAGGCUUCAGGUGUUGCCUUCUGGGCUCUUUUUGCACUUGCAUGACCUGUCUAAACUGACCUUGUACAGGAACCCACUGAAGUCUCUUCCAGAAGUAUUGUUUGGAGAAAUGAGGCAUCUUGGUAGCCUGUGGCUGUAUCACACAAAGCUCUCAACAAUACCAGAUUUUGUGUUCAGCAACUUGACAAAUUUAGAGCUUCUCGUGCUGAGUUUUAACCCAGAGCUUACRGUUCUUCCUAGGAAUGUAUUCAGUGGCCUGAAUGAACUGCGGGGCCUUUCUCUGCAUACAAGUAACAUUUCCAGUUUGCCAGAGGGAAUCUUUCUGAGCCUUCAGAAACUGCAGAACAUUUCCCUCUUUGAUACGAGGCUUGAGGUUCUUCCUAGAAACCUCUUUCAUAAUCUCAAGCARCUCCAGAAAGUUUACCUGAAUGGUACUAACCUUCAGUGGCUUCCUGCAGACUUCUUUACUGCUUUACCUGAGCUGGAAGACGUUGUCCUUGAUGGCAACCCUUGGAAAUGCGAUUGCCAAAUUCUUGGCUUCCGAGAUUGGCUUCAAAAGAGCAUGAUGAUAGUUAAAAAUGUGCCAUCCCUAACGUGCCACAGCCCAAUGGCCCUGCAGAAUAUUCCUCUGGUGUCUCUGAGCAUCGAUGACCCAGAGUGCCUGGCAGCCACAGCCAUGACACAUCAGACAUUGAGCUCAUCUUACUCCCAGACUCUGACAUCUCCUGUGACAGAGCACUUCACAUCCUCUGGGGAGGCUGCUGUAACAAUGGUGUCCGACGUGGAAAUCAUCAGCACACCCACAUCACUUCCUCCUGCARCUCCAGGUUUUACCUACUCUCAUGUUGAAGAUGUCAGACAACCUGGGUUUCAUUUCUCAGAUGUUCCAGUCCAAACUUCUCCCAGCAUUGUAGCACGAACCAACAGCGUCAGAGGGACAGAUUUAACUACUCUUGUCUGGUGGGAUGAAUUUCCAGCCCACAGCAGUGCUAAAUCCUAUUUUAAUCCCAGAGUUACUUAUUGCCAGCUGUUCUUGUGCCUUCACAGUUUGAUUUUAGCACUCCAGAUUGUAGUCAUUGUGCUCAGUCUGUAUGUGAUGGGUAAAACCAGGCAGCUCUUGCACUCCAGAAAUAUUCUUGCUCACCCUGUAGUUCUGAUAAGAAUAAKAAGAAGAUAGAGAAAUCUAGCCCAAGAAAGAACUAGAAGUGGAUGCUUUUGGAACAUUUGAGCAGUUAAUACUCAAUUCAGAUCUGGAUUACAAAUAUUCRUAGCAAAGACCAUGAAGACCUUGUGUUUACAACAAAAUGGAAAUGAGUUCUAUACAUCUCACAGCAUUUGCCAAGAGUGGCUGUAAUCACUGUAAAAUUGCUACAGCACAUGGUGCACAAACCCAGAGGGUGAGAUGAAAGUAUCUGUGGUCACCUCAACACGUGUGCUGUGGGUUUCCUGCUUUGCACUGCAGCCCUGUCCCUGCCAGAGGCUGCUGCCUGCCAAGUGGAGUGCCAUCAACACAGGAACCCUUACGUAGGAACAGAGCUUCAACYGUGCCUCAGAGAUUGCCCAAAGUACUCCAGGGCUUGGACCUUAUCUGCCUUAUACUGCCUGCUAUGUUUUGUCCCUUUACUGAGAAAACAAAUGGUAUUUUUGGGAAGAGAUGCUGGGAAGAACCUUUAAGCAACAGGGAUGUGGGCAGAAUGGUGUGGUGCAAGUGUCUUAACUUUUGCUUUCUGUCCUCAGCCGCUUUCCAGGAUGUGGCAUGAGGAAGGGGCAYYAAUUAAAGCURACAGCAGAGGAAGAUGCUGAGCUAGGAAGUAUAAUCGUGAUGUAUUUUAUUGUUUGCUUGGAGGUUUUCUGGAAAUUUUGUAAAAUUACUACAACUCUGAAUUUUAAGUAAACACUUUCAUCCUUAAACUUUGGCCAGUGGUCUGAAAAAACAAGGUGUUACUGGUUCAUGACGCAGGGAAUCUUGAAACCAGAGCACCAGGCAGAUGCCCAGGACUGAGGAUGGACUCCACAGGGAUGAAUUGGUUUGAGAGCUGCUCUUGACUGAGCUGGGAGAGAAGGGAAUGGUCUCUCAUGGGCUUGGCUAGGAAAACAGCACCGUGCRGCCGAGGGGCAGGGAGCCUGCCUGAACUGAAGGCUGUGAAGUUGUCACCUCUGUUUUGAAGUUGGCUGGGUAAUGUCCACAAAUCCAUCAGCUUGGAGUGUGCAGUUGCAUUUUCAGUCUUACUAUUUUUUACCUUAUAUCAUAGUGCUAUUCUCAUCCUCUUCAAGUGUUGAUGUGAAAAGGCAACUAUAAGGCAAUAGGGUGUGUUUGUCUUUAUACUAAAAUUUUAUUAAUAUUUUGAAUUGUCUGAACAUUUUAGUUCAUAACUAGACUGGUAGUGUCAGCAUGCCUGUGCUUUGGUAAGUCUUGGAUUUAAC
Malurus melanocephalus (red-backed fairy wren) is the source of this 7009-nucleotide messenger RNA. It is a transcript of the gene GP5, whose product is annotated as glycoprotein V platelet. Gene Ontology annotation, molecular function: protein binding. The coding region runs from base 3834 to 5762 and encodes 642 amino acids. The record is from RefSeq and is a predicted model, not a curated record. Gene Ontology annotation, cellular component: extracellular matrix. The transcript has 2 exons. Lineage: Eukaryota; Metazoa; Chordata; Aves; Passeriformes; Maluridae.